Necator americanus (New World hookworm) is the source of this 2598-nucleotide messenger RNA. RefSeq lists its product as uncharacterized. NCBI's taxonomy places the organism in Eukaryota, Metazoa, Nematoda, Chromadorea, Rhabditida, Ancylostomatidae. The coding region runs from base 1 to 2598 and encodes 865 amino acids. The record is from RefSeq and is a predicted model, not a curated record. Gene Ontology annotation, biological process: protein desumoylation; proteolysis. Gene Ontology annotation, molecular function: SUMO-specific endopeptidase activity. The transcript is spliced from 21 exons. Gene Ontology annotation, cellular component: cytoplasm; nucleus.
AUGGCGCAGUCCGAUCCAAAUAUCCCUCUGCCGGAUAGUGCGAACUUUUUCAGUAUAUUACCGCUACAAGCACUACAUGGCCCUGUUGAAUUGGUAAUUCCUACUACUGGUCGCGAUCUUGCUUUUCGAACUAGUGGCAAGAAAAAUCGAGGAUGUAUUGUGAUGUUAUUGUACACCGCCACUGGCGAAAAGAGCAGUAUCGAGAUUCCCUUUGUACACAUCGAAAGUUUUGCGUUAUUAACAAGUGGAAGUAAGCCAGCAAUUGCUAUGCACCUUUCCGAGUUUGCAGCCAAGAACUUGGCGCUCAGAUUGGGCACACGUGAUAAAAUUGAGCACAUAAUGCGAGGUUUCGGAGAAGGAUGCGAUUUCGCUCUGCGGAAGCUGGUUUUCGUUCUUCAGCCAUACAAAGAUGGCGUGUAUGUGCAGAUUGGAGUGGACAAUCCGCAGUUCUUCGGAAUUGAAGAGCUCCACAAGCGGAUCAACGCAUGGGUGAGAUUUGUGCGUAACCGAGAUCAAUUAGCGAAAGAACAACGUCAAGCAGGCCGAAAUAGCUACAUAACCACAACGGCAAACCCGUCGAAUUUCCUAGUAUCUUGUACACCAGAAGAGUGGUUGGAGCUCCUUCGAUCCAUACAUCUGUUUCUCAAUUCGGACAACGACUGCGACAGCGCUCCCUAUAGAUAUAGACCGCCGGACCCCCGACCAGUCCACGCGCAUAAACUCAAAAUCCCCAAGUUAGUAAGUAAGUCGCAACAGGAACUGUCCGUCGACGAAAUGGACCCUAAUGUUCAGUUGAAUAAAAGGAUCAGACCGAUGGCUCAGCCGCUUUACGAAAAUGGGCAAUCACCGGGUGUUGUGGUCAAUUCUUCAAACAACGUACAUGGAGACGAGUAUGAACAACGUUAUGAAUAUCAACCAGUGCAAGUCGGAAUGGGCAAGCAAUCUGUGUCCCACAUCGUACCUAUGAAAGGACGGAAUUUCAGCUCCUCGAGCACGUUUUCGCACUCGGGGACAUCUAUACAGCAAGCCGUUACCAGCAUCCAACCAGCCCAAUGGCAAAUUGUGCAACAAGGGACAGUGAUGCAAAUUCAAGCACCAAACUCUCAACCACAGUACGUCGUAGCUAGCGGGGCACACGGUGCACCAUUACGUGCGCAGCAGGUGGUCGUGCAGGGAACACCACAGCGAACAUCAGUUGUUUACCAAGUGGCUCCCCCAAAUCAUCCGACGUCUAUAGUCAGACAAGGAACUCCGGAUAAGACCAAGGGAAGUCCCUCAGGUACGCAGUUACUGAUAGUAAAUCAUGGCAGUCCUGGUCGAAUCACCAAUGUCCCUUCUGCCCAAUCUGCUCUAACUACUCUGAAAAGAUCAGUUCGUAGUACUCGUUUGAAAAAGGAGGUAGAAACAAUAGCGCUUGAUGACGACGAAGAGACAUGUGGAGCGCAUGCCUCAUCCUCGUCAGGAGCUGCCAAUGAUGGCGAAAAUGGAACAGGCGAUCAAGAUAAUGGCGAGCCCUCCGAGAAGAAGGCUCGUCUGGAAGAAUGCAUUCGAGACGAAGUGCUUCUCGUUUUUCCACGUGGGGAAAGUGGAGCAGUUUCUUUACACUUUGAGGAUUUGCGGGUCUUAGCUCAUGGCGAAAUGCUUAAUGAUAAUAUAAUAGAGUUCUAUCUGAAGUAUAUACGUGCCAAGCUUGUUCGAAAGGAGAAGAGAGACAAAGUUUUCGUGUUCAAUACGUUUUUCUACCAGAAACUAACAGAGAAGCAACCGUCGAUCUCAAUUUUAAACAAGAAUCAUCGCAGUUCCGUAGGAAGAUUCGAAUGGAUAAAGAGGAAUUUUUCAAAAGUGAAGUCAUGGACAAAGAAAGUGGACAUUUUCAACAUGGAUUAUAUUGUUCUGCCUAUAAACGAUGAAAUGCACUGGUAUCUUGUAAUUAUUGUGAAACCCGCGUUGGCUGUCGUUCCCAAACGAACGGAAGAUGUUGAUUUGGCUCGGAAACGUGGUUCUUUCCGAGAGAAUCCUGAUACAUUUGUAGUGGUUCUCGACUCGCUUCCUGAUCCGAACGACGUGAAGAGGAAAUGUGUGUUGGAUAUUUUGAGAGAUUAUCUUGAGUGUGAACUUGCUGAUAAGCGUGGGGCACAAGAAGAGCUGUACUUGGACCGAACUCGUAUUGGUGCUCUAUAUCCAGUUGGUGUACCGCAUCAAGAAAAUUACGUCGAUUGCGGGCUUUAUCUUCUGCAGUUUGCUGAAGCGUUUCUAACAAAACCUCCUUCUGGAAAAAUGCUGAAACAAGGUGUACGCUGGAAGGACUGGUAUCCAUGGUUUGAUCAUUCAAUGUUCUUUAUGCGUGAGAAAAUUUGUAGACGGUUAAAGGGUUUAUGCAGUGCUAAGGCUUGGCAACGACUGGAAAGCUAUGAACACCAACAAGGUCGCGGUGUCAACGUAGAGACAGCUACACUCAUGAUCGACCGCGCUCGAAGACCUCGACGACACAGCGAAUCUCGAUUACAUGAACCGCAUCCGAGGGCCCGAAAGAGAACCCAUUCAGAGCCGCCUAACAUAAAGAAAUGUGCACCACCUGCUCCACGCAUGGUUCCAUAG